This is a messenger RNA of Talaromyces atroroseus, 2325 nucleotides long. RefSeq lists its product as hypothetical. Gene Ontology annotation, biological process: intracellular signal transduction; protein phosphorylation. Gene Ontology annotation, cellular component: cytoplasm; nucleus. The record is from RefSeq and is a predicted model, not a curated record. Lineage: Eukaryota; Fungi; Ascomycota; Eurotiomycetes; Eurotiales; Trichocomaceae. The transcript is spliced from 3 exons. The coding region runs from base 1 to 2325 and encodes 774 amino acids. Gene Ontology annotation, molecular function: ATP binding; protein serine/threonine kinase activity.
AUGGCUAUUUCUCACGAAUACUCCCUUAGAGGAACAUCGCAAAGCGCGAUGACUCUUGAGGACAGAUUCGAGGUGAUCAAAGAAGUUGGAGAUGGCUCUUUUGGUAGUGUUGUGCUUGCCCGAGUACGUACUGCCGGUUCCAACGUCGCUCGUCGUGGAACUAUGGUUGCUAUCAAGACUAUGAAGAAGACAUUCGAGUCCUUUGCUCCCUGUCUGGAACUCCGGGAAGUCGUCUUUCUUCGAACACUUCCCCAUCACACUCACAUCGUCCCCGCCCUUGACAUUUUCCUUGAUCCGCUAAGCAAGAAGUUGCAUAUUUGUAUGGAGUACAUGGAUGGCAACCUCUACCAACUGAUGAAGGCAAGAGACCACAAGUAUCUUGAAGGCAAACACGUCAAAAGCAUACUCUACCAGAUCUUGUCGGGCCUCGACCACAUCCACGCCCACGAUUUUUUCCACCGUGAUAUCAAGCCAGAGAACAUUCUGGUCUCGACAUCCGCUCCGAAUGAUUCAACCUUCAGUCGGUAUUCGAAUCUUGUCACCCCUCCUUCUACGCCACCCACCUAUACCGUCAAGAUUGCCGAUUUUGGCCUUGCGCGUGAAACACACUCGAAGUCACCAUACACAACAUAUGUUUCGACCCGGUGGUACCGUGCCCCAGAGGUUUUGUUGCGUGCUGGUGAAUAUUCAGCUCCUGUUGAUAUAUGGGCCGUGGGUGCAAUGGCAGUCGAAAUCGCUACUUUGAAGCCAUUGUUUCCUGGUGUCAAUGAAGUCGAUCAAGUAUGGCGUAUUUGUGAGAUUAUGGGUAGCCCCGGUAACUGGUACACGAAGUCAGGGGCCAAGGUCGGCGGCGGUGAAUGGCGUGAGGGUAACAAACUGGCGCAGAAGCUUGGCUUCACUUUCCCAAAGAUGGCACCUCACUCUAUGUCAAGCAUUCUACAAGGCCCUCACUGGCCGCAAGCGUUGAGCAACUUCGUGACAUGGUGCUUGAUGUGGGACCCCCGUAAUAGACCAACCUCUACUCAAGCCCUUGAGCACGAGUAUUUCGCCGACGCGGUUGAUCCACUGCGACCAAAGUCAUCAACCUCAAGACUCCUGGGCCGCAAGAUGUCAGAAAAGAGCUUCAAACCAAACACCAAAGAGGUCAUUGAAUCUCCUACAUUGUCAUCAAAACCUUCGUGGUUCCGACGGUCAUUGGUGAUGCGAACCGAUAGCCCUGCUCCCAUGGUAGAACCAGAAACAUCAGCACGACCAGCAGUUGUAUCCUACAAUACUCUUCCCGAGGUACAGGCCCCUAAGGGUCGUUCAGCCAAGCGAGCUACAUGGGCCAAUGGUGCACCAAUGCCGAUUCUUCCCUCCAUCAGACCAGUCUCACCUCUUUCGAAUGCCGUCACUGCUCAGGCCAAUAGCAGCAGCGUAGCUCAUCUAACCGCCGCUCAACAAGCCGAUGCUGGGAAAUCAAAGAAGAUUGGUCGUCAGCUUUCUGUCAAUUCGAAUGGCAACCACUACGCGGAUAUUCAUAGACAGGAGGCAGAGCGUGCACUGAACGGAAUUAGUGGAGGCACAAAUGCUACAAUGCAGAAGGAAAGCUUCUUUUCUCAUCUCCGCAAGCGUGCGCGAAGAUUGUCGGGCCGCAACCAAGCUGCCGCAGCAGCCAACUAUGACGUGGAAGCCAACGUUGGAUGUUCACCGUGGCCUAACCGCUCGUCGGUCGUCUUGGAUUCAAACAUCGUCGAUGCAAAAAGUGGCGAGUUCACCGAUAUCGAGAAGACCCUUCAGAGUGUGAAAUAUGGCUUGUCUACAGAAAAUCCCCCACCCCAGCUGACCUCAGUCCCUAACCAAACGCCUUCAAAGCGGCAAUCAGUUCCACAAGUGCCUAUGCGCUCGAUGACUGAGAGCCCAACUCCAAGUGUUGGUGGACCAAUCUCUAGCCGAACUCGCAGAGCUCUGCAAAUGACAUCCCAUCCAGUUCACCGUUACGAAACCCCUGAGGAGGAAGAUGAGUUGCUGGACGAGGUUCUUCAUUCGGCCGAUAAGGCUGCGAGACACCUUGCACAGGAUUACGAUGAUGAGUCAGAGAAUCGCCUUUCCAAUAUGAUCAAUGAGUCGACGCGUACCCUGAACCCUUAUCCUACUCCUUCGCCAUCGGCAAAACGUGACGGAGUCUCGUUCGGAGAGUAUGAGGGCACGCCUGUCAAACCAGGAGAAAUUUCGAAGAUGAAGGGAGAGACCUCUAACCGACAGUGGCCGACUCCCCCAUACGGAGAACAAGAGUGGGCUAGCACCGUUGCCAACAGCAUUCUGUCUGGGUCUACGUACAGAUAG